ACUUCGUGGAGACACACUGACAAAGAAAUGAUUUGUGUUUGCCAAUUAAUGGAGCUUUUACUAAUGCAAUAGCCUAUACCGUGUGUGUGGCAUAUUUUAUCGGUUUAAUACAGAGUGUAAGAGCAUUCUGAAUGUAUUUGACCAAUAUCUCCUCAAAGAAGUAUAAAUACACAGUGCUGCCGUUUGUGCAGGGUAGGGUCCCUCCAUCCAUACCACGUGCCCAUCCCCAAAAACUCAAGAAAUUCCUUUCAGCCUUGACAGGGGAAAAUAGAGUCAAACUUUAAUGAAUCAAGCCCCAGUGGGGGGGAAAAAAGAUUUGCGCACUCGUACAUCGCUGCUUCUCUAGUUGGGUGUCUGCUGAGAGGACUGUUUCCCCGAAAACGUCCGCAUCUGCCCCGAGUGGAAGAUGAAUCGCGUGGUGCGUAAAGGACGCGCAGCCAGAGACGCGGUCUCACGACACAUCGACGAUGAGUCGACUGACUACAUUUCAAUUUAUGCAGCAGGCUGAACAAAAUCACACGCAACGUGAAGAGAGCCCACCCCGGCCAGGAGAGCCUAUAAAAGCGGGAUGCGUCUGAACGAUCCAGAGCCAACAGGAGACACUUGGAAAUCCGCUCCCUUAAGGACAGUUCGCCACUCUGCGUUGAGAUGAGAGGGUUCACACUGAAUAAUGUUUGCCAGUGUGGCUUAUUUACUUACCUUGUCUUGUUUUCUUUCAUGUAUUUUACCGCUGCAGUCAGUUUCGACUUGACUGAGCUUAGGAAUAAAGUUGCAAAAAUUAAAGUGAAUCCAAGAGGCAAUCUUUGGGCUACAGGACACUUCAUGGGAAAGAAGAGUGUGAUGGACACCCCCCUGUUGCCCUCAGCGGAGGGGCAGGGCGCCGAUGCGCUGGAAGACACCCUUCCUGGGGAGCAGAGAGCUCUCGAGGAGCUUUUCCAGGAAUUUCUGCGGGCGGCGUUACAAGCGCAGCUGGACACACAAGAGAGCCGCUCGAAAAAUCAGGAGGCGGACUUGUUGAUGAAGAUUUUAGAAAGCUACAUCCAAAGCAGAAAGUGAUACAGAGGAUGAAGGUCUGGCACGUGUGAAGACGGAUCCGGGGUCAUCUGACCUCAUGGGUUAAAAUAAAUAAAUAUAUUAGACACAGUCUACAGUCUCCUGCUCAUCAUGAUUGUAAUUUACUGUAUCUGCCAUACUUAGUCAAC
This is a messenger RNA of Xiphias gladius (swordfish), 1202 nucleotides long. It is a transcript of the gene nmbb, whose product is annotated as neuromedin Bb. NCBI's taxonomy places the organism in Eukaryota, Metazoa, Chordata, Actinopteri, Istiophoriformes, Xiphiidae. Gene Ontology annotation, cellular component: neuron projection. The coding region runs from base 649 to 1056 and encodes 135 amino acids. The transcript is spliced from 3 exons. Gene Ontology annotation, biological process: positive regulation of hormone secretion; neuropeptide signaling pathway. Gene Ontology annotation, molecular function: neuromedin B receptor binding; neuropeptide hormone activity. The record is from RefSeq and is a predicted model, not a curated record.